GCGGAUAGGGUUGUGGGUGCCGUAGGAGGCGUGCCAGCGGGUGUGGUCGGGGCGUCGCAAGGUCCUGGUCGCGUUUCGUCGGUAUAUAAGGUGGCGAGGAGCAACCAGCGGCAGACCAGAUCUCAGACGCUCUACCGACGACAUGAAUCCUCUGGUGUUGGUGCCGCUGCUGGCUGCGGCCUGUGUCGCCGCUCCUGCGGAAAACUACGCGACCCACGUGGUGCAGCACGCCGCCGCGGUGGUGCCUCUCGCGGCCCACCAUGAGGUGACAGCACAUGUCCCUGUGGGAGUGGAGCACCAUACGGUGGGUAAGGCGGUGGCCGUGGCCCCCGCCGUGGUGCCCGCCGUGCCGGGCUACACCGUGGACGGAGAGGUGCGCCAUGUGACCCACGAUCUGCCCGAGCCUGAGAAAGUGGAAGUAGACGUGGACUCUCUCCCCGUUCUUGCCGCCCCCGCAACUUACGCAGGCCCAUACACCGUGCCCCACGCCCACCUCCCUUACGCCCUCCCCCACCACCAUGUUCAAGUCGCUCCUGCCCACGUAGCACCUGCAGCCAUCACUUACUCCAACGUCAAUCUCAACGUGCCCGCGCCUGUGCCCUCUGGAGACGCCCCUGCCCCAGAGGAACUGGUGCAGCGCAUCCCUGUCAAGGCUCUGGGCCGCCCAGAGGUGACCUACACACCUCAGGUGACUGAAGUCAGGCCGGAACUCAAAAUCAUCGAGAAGAGUUACGACGUGCCCGUGCCCAAGCCCGUGUACAAGACCCAGCACGUCACCCCCGUGCACCACAAGUACGUGGCUGAGCCCUACGCCGUGCCCCAGCCUUACGCCGUGCCCCAGCCCUACGCUGUGCCUCAGCCCUACCACGUGCACCACCAUGUUGCUGCCGCACCUGCCGUGCACGCGGUGCACGCCGCGCCUGCCGUGUAUGCUGCACCCACCAAAUGGUGAAGUGAUCGUCGUCGUCCAUCCCUGCGUCUCCCUCGGCAGGCUCGUCAGCACCACUGCCCCGCCAGUGGCUGAGUGACGCCGCCUGCCGCUGUAUUCGUAGCCAAAUUUAGCAGGCUUCUUUAGAGUCCAUGGCCCAAGACUGAAUGUAAAACAGAAUUUCCACUUUCAUUUGCAAUUAAAUCAUGAAUUUAUGACUCACA
Messenger RNA from Portunus trituberculatus (swimming crab), 1152 nucleotides. RefSeq names its product E3 ubiquitin-protein ligase RNF12-B-like. Bases 143 to 952 code for a protein of 269 amino acids. The record is from RefSeq and is a predicted model, not a curated record. Lineage: Eukaryota; Metazoa; Arthropoda; Malacostraca; Decapoda; Portunidae. The transcript is spliced from 2 exons.